GCCCGCUCUGACCUGCUCAGCUGGCCUCCGGCCGCCCACUCCCGGCCGCGACGUUGUAUUUCAGACCAGUGUGUCGACUCAGCUUUAUCAUCCAACCCUUCGAAGUUAAGUAUCUCAUCGGGCAUGUUUUGUUCAUUCGUUUUUCCGCCCACCUGUAAUGCGGAUCUGGGUGUUGUGGCCUGCAGUCCGGGCGCCAUCUAAACUCUGGCUUCUGCCGUAGAUUCCUCUGCACCUCUGGGGCCUAUUUACCGUACAUUCUAUGAUAGCGUUGGCCGGGGCCGUCGAUUUUACUUCUCUACAUGCUUCACGGUUAAUUGCGCACUUAGGCAGGCACGUCUUUUCUCACUGUGUAAGAUGCUUUUUAUCUUCUCUGACAUCCUUUGUUAGCGUGCUCUAUUAUUUCAGUGACAUUUUACAUUCAUUAAAUAUGCAUUUACUUGCGCACUUACGGUGGUUUCGGCUUUACACCUGAGGUUGCUCUGGCCCAUGGAUGUAUUAGGCCUGCCGAGGCUCUACUCAGCCGAGGACAAGACUAACCCAAAUGCAGCAGCCGAGGAUAAGACUAACCCGGACGCAGCAGCCGAGGACAAGACUAACCCGGACGCAGCAGCCGAGGACAAGACUAACCCGGACGCAGCAGCCGAGGACAAGACUAACCCGGACACAGCAGCCGAGGAUAAGAACGGGCAACCCGGACGCAGCAGCCAAGGUUCAAGUCGCCAUGCCCGACAUUAAGCGCAGUCAAACCCGGUCGCAGCAACCGAGGUUCAAGUCGCACGGCAACUUCAAGGGUAGCCAAACCCGGACGCAGCAGCCGAGGCUUUAAGUUGCCAUGCCGACAUCCAGGGUAGCCUAACCCGGUCGCAGCGGCCGAGGCUUAAGUCGCCAUGCCGACAUCCAGGGUAGCCUAACCCGGUCGCAGCGGCCGAGGUUUAAGUCGCCAUGCCGACAUCCAGAGUAGCCUAACCCGGACGCAGCAGCCAAGGUUUAAAUCGCAAAACGCCUCCAUGUAAUCAUCGUCAUCUGCAUCCUCCCUAUCUUUGUCUUCACUUGCCUCGUUCUGUCUUACUUAUGCUUUUAAUAUCAUCAUCAUCAUCAUCAUCAUCAUCGUCGUCGUCGUCGUCAAUAUUCAUUUCCUGUCGUAUCCUUUUCCUGGUCUGCUACUCUUGAUGGCCUCACUUGCGAGCCAAUCACUGCACAACUUCCCUGUUUUAAACCUGUCUCUCUUUCUGCUGCUCAGUUGUCAUUUCAGGAUACGAGCACCACCCUCCUCCUCCCCUGCUCCUCCGGUCUUCGCCCCUCACGGUUCCUGGGUCCUCUCCCGGCUGCCUUUGGCAUUGGUCUUCAGGCUCCUCACGCCACCAUCAGUGUCUAGACUCCAUCGGGGGGGGUUCAUAC
Messenger RNA from Perca flavescens (yellow perch), 1398 nucleotides. Its product is annotated as pseudouridine-5'-phosphate glycosidase-like. The record is from RefSeq and is a predicted model, not a curated record. The transcript is spliced from 2 exons. Lineage: Eukaryota; Metazoa; Chordata; Actinopteri; Perciformes; Percidae. The coding region runs from base 487 to 735 and encodes 82 amino acids.